Messenger RNA from Paramuricea clavata, 2283 nucleotides. NCBI's taxonomy places the organism in Eukaryota, Metazoa, Cnidaria, Anthozoa, Malacalcyonacea, Plexauridae. The record is from the annotation of a GenBank genome assembly.
AUGUGUGUAAGAACGUGUUCACCGGGUUACGUGUUAGAUCGCAUGAAACGCGCGUGCGUCCCGUGUCACGAAUCUUGUGACCGGUGCAUGGGUGCAACACGUGAUCAAUGUCUAUCUUGCAAAGACAGCCAAGACAGUCUACAGGGUUCGGUUUGUAAGAAAUCUUGCGGUGACGGAAUGUACAGAAACCCCGAGACGUCGCGAUGCGAAUCGUGUCAUCCGUUGUGUAAAACCUGUUCUGGUGGAGGAAAAGAGGCUUGUACGAGCUGUGUGGAGGGACUGUCAUAUUCCUUAUCUCAAUGUUUAUCCUCGUGCGGUGAAGACGAGUACAGGAACAAUGGGCAAUGUUAUAUGUGUGACAGAGGAUGCAAGACGUGCAAAGGAGCAACUAGUAAAGAUUGCUUGAGCUGUAAUGAUAAUCGGAAACUUUUCAAUUUCACUUGUGUGAAGAACUGUCCGCCGGGGAUGUAUGAACGGGACUCUAAUGGCAUUCCAGAAUGCGAGCGAUGUCACCCAUCUUGCGCAACCUGCACGCGGGCUGGACCCGACGCCUGCACGUCAUGUCGCAUGGAUCUAUACCUCGAGGGAACUAACUGCGUACAACAGUGUUCAAUAAAUCACAUCCUGGACGAAGACACGAAGAAAUGCAAACUUUGUAACUCAGAUUGUCCUACAUUCGCAAACAUCACAGAUCGUUCGGCCCUUCCUCACAAGAACGACGAAAGCAACGCACCCACGAAACUUGAAAACCAUUUCAUCUUAAUAUCAAUGGCAACGUGCUUAUCGCUACUUGCUAUAUUCGCAUUACUUGGCCUCUGUAAGUCUCGUUCAACCAACGGUUAUACAAAGGUCGACAACAACUCCGCCUCGAGUGUUGAAACACAGCAGACAUUCGACAACAAUGUUCCAAGCGUUUACAUUCGAGAUGACAAUGCCGAAAGCGAAGCCAUGUUAAAUGACCCCGAUGACCAAGAAAUGUAGCGAAAGACCUUUUCAAAUUUUCGUAUAGAAAUUUUCGUCUUAAAAAUUUGUGUACAGUUCAAAGAAUUUAUUUUAUAUUUCUAUAUUUCAAAUUCUAUAUUUUAAUAUAUUAUAUCAAUUGCAAAAUUAUUCAUAUAUCCACUACGCAAUUAUUUGAUGUAUAUGUGUAUAUACGAUUUCUUUGCACGUAUGAACGGUUUCAAUUUAAGAACUUUUUAUAAUCAUGAUGUACUUUGCAUAAAAUAUUCUCUUUAAUAUGAAUUCACUUUGCAUACAGAUUCCAUUCAGUGAACUAAUAAAUCUUUUAUAAAUCGAUGUUCUUACUUUAAUCGUGUGCGGUGCUGUUUGUUCAGCGUAUAAAAACGCAAAAUAUGCUGUGUUAGCUUUGCCCUUUGGGAUCAGAGGCCGAUUGUACGACAGUCGGAUACCGCUGGAUAGUGAGUUUUUCAACCUUGAAAAAAUGCUUGAAGAGCUAUCACGCUACCGAUGUGGUCCUCACAAUCUUAAUCUGGGUUAUAGCAAUCAGCAGACAAUUUUAGAAAGCCUGAAAAAAUCACUCUCUGGCGGAUAACGCUAUCCGACCUUCGUACCCCUGUUUGAUUCAAGUUAACAGAUCAUAAAUAUACUUAUGGAUUUGUGACUUUUACGUCUGUUUAUUUUCUAUUGGUGGGCAUCUUUAGACAGUGCGAUUAGGGCAAGUUUGGACAUGAAAAUUGGUUGCCCGGAAUAAAAUUUACUUGCCAGCAGGUCUAGUUUUGCCCUCAAAUAUUAGCAAAAUUUGAAGCAAGUGAUCGCAGUAAGGAUUGAUUAUAAUCACCAUUCUAAUCUAGGACUGUUCGGUAUAUCGAUAUACCGAAAAUAUCGGUAUUAAAUCAAUAUCGGUAUAUCGAUACCGGAUAUUCAACCACACCGAUAUACCGAAAUUUCGGAUAUACCGGAAUUUUUCGGUAUACCGGAAUUUUUCGGUAUACCGUGUUAAAUUUACCAACUAUAUAUGGCGAAACCAUAACCUUUAUUUUACUACUGAAUGGCAAUUCAAAGAACUUUCUACUGCAAUGAUUUAGAAUUUCCACUUCAGUGACAUUUUACACUGAGUACGUGCAUGUCGUUCGAAACAUGUUCGAAACAGCUUCGAAAUGAUCGUUUUCCCUUUUAGAAUUACUCAAAAUUUCUUUCAAACUUCCAUUAAAGAAUUUUCCUUUAUAACUAUCAAAGGAAAACCGGUAUACCGAUAAUAUCGGUAUAAUUUUUUCGGUAUACCGAUACCGGAAAUUUCUCAUACCGAACAUUCCUAUUCUAAUC